CCCAUGUCUCAGCGCUUCCUCACUGUACUCAUUCUACUCUUGCUGAACGCGCAGUCCGAGCAAACACAGCGAGGCCUCAGCAGCUCCCGACGGCCCCGCCCCGCUGUGCAGCCCAGCUCAGCUGUGCCGGAGGGCGGAAGUGCGGGCCGCAGCGGGGCGGUGGUCGCAGCGCUGUGCUCCUGUUCCUUGCCCCAACCUCCUGCGGGCCGGGUUGUGCAGGCAGCACUGCGAGAGGCUUAGGCGGCCCCGGAGGAGCAGCAGCUACUUGGUUAGCAAGAUGAAGCCAGCUAAGCUGCACUAUUGGAUUUUGGGUUGUUUUUCUAUGGUGUCAUGUUGCUGGUGUACUUCAGAUAAAUUUCCUCAAAGUGAUAGCCAUCCUCACACCUGGAAGAAGCUGUAUCUUGCUCACCAUUGGCCAGUGACUGUAUGCAAGAUGAGUGCUAAUGAUUGUCAAGACCCUCCAGACUACUGGACAAUUCAUGGACUGUGGCCUGACAAAGGUGAAGAAUGUAAUAGGACGUGGCAUUUCAACGUCACAGAGAUUAAGGAUCUUAUGUCAGACAUGAGACGCUAUUGGCCUGAUGUGAUUCAUUCAUCUCCGAAUCGCACCCACUUCUGGAAACAUGAAUGGGAUAAACAUGGCACUUGUGCAGCCACACUUCCAAUCCUUGAUUCUGAGAAGAAAUAUUUCAGUAAAACCCUGGAACUCUACCAGCACGUUGACCUUAAUGGUGUUCUCCUGAAAGCUGGGAUAAAGCCAGGCAGUACAUACUACCAGAUGGCUGCUAUAAAGGAAGUGCUUACGAAAUUUUAUGGUGUUACACCAAAGAUCCAAUGUCUUGCUCCAGAAGAGGGUGAAAAAGCACAAACAAUUGGUCAGAUUGAGUUCUGCUUCACCAAAGAACUGAAGCCGAGGAACUGCACAGAGCCAAAGGGUGAAUCCAGCCGAAUGCACACCAACUUGCAGCCUGUAACUGAGGAGUUAUCUGUCUGCAAUGACACUCUUCCAGUCUAUUAUCCUUCUUCAACAAAACAAGUUAACAACAAUCCCUUAAAGUCAUACCUUGGAAAGCAAUUUUGACUUAGUAAUAUUACAAAACCUUGCCUGUAUCAGGUAUGCUGAGAGUAUUUUUGCUGGGGGGUGGGGAAAACAACCACUGAAAUCUGCCUUGGCCAUUAAAAGAAUAGUUUGCAUUGUAAUACUAGCUAUGUAGGCCAAAGUCUUGAAUUUCUGGUCUGAUACAGAUGAAAUCAGAAUCUGAUUUACAGCUUUGUCUGUACUUCUUGGCUUAUUUUUCACUUGAAUCAGUGUUCACAAAUGAGCUGUAACUUAGUUUCAUUUGCAGUUCAAUCUGCCACAUCAGCCACAUGGUUUUUUGGUAGCAACUCACGGUAGUUAAGUCAUUCUUUGUUUUAAAAAGAUGCCUAUCAACUUGAUAUGACGAUGUAUUGAAGAGGAUAUUGUAAAAUGGAAGAAUUUGAGACCUGUCUGGAGCUUUGUGUAAAUACGUUCUCCAGAAUCACUAAAUAAAAGCCACACUUCAUAGCAUUAAACUUUUCCUCAUUCAGAUCACAAGUGCCCAAAAACAACAGCCUUUUAACAUCUGCCUCUUAUUGGCAUCUCUAUCAAAAGAACCCCAAGACUGUAUUUGCGGCCUCACCUGUUUGUAGAUUUGGUACAGUGACUAACACCAUCAUGAAGAGUGACUGAUUUUAAAUUGUCUGUGGUUAUAGGAGAAUAAUAUUGGACUCUAUAAGCAAAUUCUUAAUUUUUAACAAAAUUGAACAUUUAGCACUUCCACGGAAGUGGGGGAAAAAAUGCCUAAGCUUCUGUUUAAAAAUAAAGUUGUCAUGUAAUAGCUUGGUUCUAAGAAAUAGCUUUUUAUAGGUAAGUAGUAAAGACUGCAGGAAUUCCAGUGAAAAGUACAAAUGUACAAUAGUGUUUUUUAUCCCAUAACAAUAGCAAGCCACAGAGUUGCAUGUUUCCAAAUAAGACUGAUUUAGAUGCUAUCCUUUACACAGUGCUAUCGUGAUGCAAGUGUCUCAAAUUGUCUUAGAAAUACAAUUGCGACUCAAAGAACCAUCUGUUAGAAGAGUAUAUUACUGCAAAAAUAGUAAAAGCAGCACUAAGGACAAAUUUAUUAUAUCUUCUAGGUUAAGAAACCAUUCAUGUUUAUUUUACUUGUCCCUGUACGUCUCCUUUGAGGCUGUUACCUUCCCAUUGCAGAGUACUGUGAUUUGUUGUAUUUUUUGGGGUGUGGGGAGGGGUUCAAGUCCUCUCUAGAGAUCUGAAUGUUUUGUUAUUGUUUUUAAUACAUGAGAAUGGGUUUGAUCUGCAUUUUAGUGUGUCUGCAUUGCAGUAAAGUGAGGGUUUUUCUUUCAAACUUUGUUCCUUCCUGAGUUGAGGAAUGUACUAGAGUAACAGAUCUGGAGUACUCUAUACAGCAUUUAAAAUCAAAACAAAAGAAGCUAUUCUUUUAUUCGUUCUCCCUAUGCCAUUAUUGUCUUAAUGGAAAUACUUGAAAUUGAACUUUGAUGUUUGAAAGAAAAAAAAAAAGUCAAAUUCUGAAGGGAAAAGGCAGAAGAUGCAACAUGUGGUACUUGUUGUAAAGAGGUAUAAAUUCACUGCUGUUUGAAAUAUGUUAGUGUUUAUGGGAGAACUAGCUUCAAGGGGCAUGUGAUAUUGAGGUAGGUGGGUUGGUUUUUUUUUUUCAGUGGCUUUUGGUUGGCUGAAAUUCACGCUUGCAUCUUUUUUGAAGUGUGUAACAGGAUGAAUCCUGCUUUUGACCAUGUCCACAGGGUUUCUACCAAAUUCAGUGAGAACUUUGCAUGUGUUUCUGAGCAGAAGGUGAUUCAAAGGCCAGACGUUUAUCUAUUGUGCAUUGGUAUUUUUGGCUAUGUUUCAGGGAGUGCUGUGAUGAUCCAGUAGUUUCUCUGGAGUUGACUUAAUAAUUGUGUAAUAUUCUGAUAAGAACAGCAGACAGCACUUUAUAGAAUUCCUGUAUGUGUAUAUAUUUGCAUAUGCAUUGUAUAUAACACGUGUAUUUGCAACUAAGAACACCAAUACAUGAUUGCUGUAUUCAGGAACUGUGUAAGAAAUUGUUAAUAGUUCAAAAGCUAAUAAACGCUGCAUAAUCACAAGCA
Coturnix japonica (Japanese quail) is the source of this 3144-nucleotide messenger RNA. RefSeq names its product ribonuclease T2 (gene RNASET2). Gene Ontology annotation, biological process: RNA catabolic process. Lineage: Eukaryota; Metazoa; Chordata; Aves; Galliformes; Phasianidae. The record is from RefSeq and is a predicted model, not a curated record. Gene Ontology annotation, molecular function: RNA binding; ribonuclease T2 activity. Gene Ontology annotation, cellular component: extracellular region.